UCGUUGUUGAGGAAUCGUUUGGUGAGGUUGAGAAUUUGGAUUAUUUUUAAAGUCAGGGAAAUAGCUGAGGCGUAGGGGGAAGAUGUGCAGAAACUCUUCGAAAAACACGUCAUGCGUCGGUAAUGUGAAGUGAUUUCACUCAGGCAGACCACCAAAAAGUUUCUAUGCGCCGAGUAGAGUGUUUCUGUCGAGAAAGUUAGAAGUUACGCUAGCUUGCUAGUUCGUCAUGGCCACACGAGAGAUACGACAACACCGGAGGGCCGUGAUGAUUAUCAAGCAAGAACACGACGACGACUCUGAUGGAGAGGAUACUCAUUUCGGAUUCAUCAGGAAAUCUGAUGGGCGCGAGCCUCAGAUCAUCCACAGUGGUCACUUCAUGGUGUCUACUCUGUACACCGAACACACGCCCAAGAAAGGAUAUGACUUUGACACGGUUAAUAAACAAACAUGUCAAACAUAUCACUUUGGGAAGACCAGCACGUCCCAUCUUUCCAUUGAUGCAUCGUUGACGAAAUUAUUCGAAUGCAUGACCCUUGCAUACAGUGGCAAACUAGUAUCACCAAAGUGGAAGAACUUCAAAGGCCUCAAGCUCCAGUGGCGAGACAAGAUACGCCUCAACAACGCCAUCUGGAGGGCCUGGUACAUCCAGUAUGUAGAGAGGAGGGAGAACCCUGUGUGUCGGUUCGAGACCCCUCUGGACGGCAAUAUUGAUUACGAUGAGCCCCGACCAGCAGAGCCAACGGAGGUGAAGCUUGUGAAGAGGAGGAAAGAGAUUGUGAUCCGAGAGUACCACAAGUGGCGGGCCUACUUCAAGAAGAGGUUGCAGCGGCACAAGGACGAUGACCUGUCCAGCCUACUCAGGGGGGCAGAGGAGCAGUAUUCCCUGUUUGGCGACCCCUUCUCCGACACCUUCCGUAUGUCCCUGUGCCAGGACGAGGAGGCGGGGGGCUCGGGCCUCCACCACCACCACCACCACCACCACCGCAUGGGGGGCCGCAAGAGCCUGGACUCCCCCGUCCCUAUGGAGAUGGACCCCUUCAUGGACAUGGACGUCCUGAUGUCCGAGUUCUCCGACACGCUCUUCUCCACGCUGGCCUCGCACCAGCCAAUCGCCUGGCCCAACCCCCGCGAAAUAGCCCAUGCAGGAAAUGCAGACAUGAUCCAGCCAGGCCUCAUCCCCCUGCAGCCAGACUUCACCGACGAGCCCUGGCCAGAUUUGUUCCUUCCGUUCCGUCCCUCCAUCUCCAGCUUCAGUUCCUUCGCUCCUGUUGCUGCUCCUGUAGCCGCACCCCUACCUGUUGCUGGCCCAGUACCCCUACCUGUUGCUGGCCCAGUACCCCUACCUGUUGCUGGCCCCGUACCCCUACCUGUCGCUGGCCCCGUACCGGUGGCUAACCCUGUACCUGGGCCCGUACUUGGGCCCGUACCUGGGCCGGUGCCCUGCAACACUUCUCAAGACUCUCAGGCUCCCAUUCUGCCGUCUAUGCCCCUCCCCACAGACCUCCCACCAAUCAGCUUAGACCAUCGCCUAGUUCCCGCCCCUGGACCCCUGCCAAUCGCCCCGGAAUUGGCCAAUCAGAGUGCCCCCGCGGAUCCAAACCCCUCCUACCCUCCGAGCUACAUGCCCUUUCUAGCCGUGCCAUUGGCUGCGCCCAGCGGCCAACCCCUCCCCUUGGCAGCCGUCCCGCCCCCUCUCCCCUGCCCAGCCGUAUCAGCUGAAACGCCGUCCAUGUUGCAAGGUGCUGGAGAUGGUGGCUCCUCCCCUUCUUCGCUGUCUGUCAUCACGCACACCGCCUCCACCGUGGUCACCCCUAGCAACGCUGCCACCACCUUCAGCCAGGGGGCCGAGCUACCCCCCACACCACCACAGACUGCCGCCACCCCGAGCCUGGCCCUGAACUCCGCCUUCAUCCAGCCGCGACCCCUGGGGCCCCCCGUCUCCUCAGGGGGGAGGAAGGGUCGGCAAACGCAGCGGAUAGCCCCCGCCUGCCCGCGGCCCUCACCACAACUCACUAUAUUCACAGCUCCCUUCGCGGGUCACUCGGGGGCUGUGAUCGUCACUCCGUCCCCUGUCAAGUGUGACGCGGUCAUGGCCUCGCCAGCUGUCACUCGGACAUCAGCGUUCCACAUUCUCCCCCAGUCCCAGAAGUCUCCGCAGCCCAUAGUGCCCAAAGAGGAGACGGCAGCCUCGACGUCCAACAGCAAAACACCCACCCCCUCCCCUAGCCCUGGUGUGGAUGGGCGUUCGUCAGGUCAGGGUUCGCCGUGUGGUCUUGAGCAGGCUGCAAGUCCCCAGUCGCCCCUCAACUCCACUGUGCUGCACAAGAACGAGAACAACCAAAGUCGGCGAGUAAACCACAUCUCUGCUGAGCAGAAGAGGCGCUUCAACAUCAAUAACGGCUUCAAGACACUCUGCAGCCUCGUGCCCACACUCAAGUCCCAGUCCUCCAUCAGUAACGCGGCCACUCUGCAGAAGACGGUGGACUACAUCGGCAAACUGCAGCAGGAGCGACAGCACAUGCAGGAGGAGAGCAGACGACUCAAGGAGGAGAUCGAGGAACUCAACGCCUCCAUCAGCCAGUGCCAGGAGCAGCUCCCGGCCACAGGGGUGUCCCUAACGCAACACCACUUCAACCACAUGAGGGAGAAGUACGACGAGUACGUCCGGAGCCGGACACUGCAGGACUGGAAAUUCUGGAUCUUCAGUGUGAUCAUCAAGCCGCUGUUUGAGUCCUUCAACGGCAACGUGUCGACCAAGAGCAAAGAGGAGCUGUGUGAGACCACACUGCAGUGGCUGGACCGACACUGCUCUCUACCGGUACUGCGGCCCAUGGUCCUGGGCACCCUUCGGCAGCUGUGCACCUCCACCUCCAUCAUCAGCAACCCCUCCCUCCUGCCCCAGGAGGCCAGGCAAGCCGUCGCCAAGCAACGAGCCGCCGAGCCCUAGAG
Molecule: messenger RNA, 2949 nt
Organism: Engraulis encrasicolus (European anchovy)
Lineage: Eukaryota; Metazoa; Chordata; Actinopteri; Clupeiformes; Engraulidae
Gene: mlxip
Product: MLX interacting protein
Exons: 19
Coding region: 227-2947 (906 amino acids)
Biological process (GO): positive regulation of transcription by RNA polymerase II
Cellular component (GO): RNA polymerase II transcription regulator complex
Molecular function (GO): DNA-binding transcription factor activity; protein dimerization activity
Source: RefSeq, a predicted model, not a curated record